AUUAGUUAAAUUGGCGGGAAACGUGUUUGCCUGUUAGAAAAUGUCGGCCGUGUAACGAUUUGUCAAUUUUUCUUACGUGUAAUUAAAUAUUUUGCCAGUAUGGGUAUUUUAGGCUUAUCGAAGCUCAUAGCAGACAUAGCUCCGGGAGCUAUCAAAGAGCGAGAAUUGAAGCAUUAUUUUGGUCGUAAAAUUGCUGUUGAUGCCUCUAUGUGUUUAUAUCAAUUUCUCAUAGCUGUGCGCAGCGAAGGAGCUCAGCUCACUACCGUAGAUGGUGAAACGACAAGCCAUUUAAUGGGUACAUUUUAUCGGACCAUACGUUUAGUAGAACAAGGGAUAAAGCCUGUAUAUGUAUUUGAUGGAAAGCCACCAAAUUUAAAAAGUGGAGAAUUAGCUAAACGUGCUGAAAGGAGAGAUGAAGCACAAAAACUCUUACAAGCUGCUGAAGAAGAUGGAAAUGUGGAGGCUAUAGACAAAUUUAGCAGAAGAUUGGUUAAAGUUACAAAAAAUCAUGCCGAUGAAGCUAAACAAUUACUCCAAUUAAUGGGCAUACCUUAUAUUGAUGCUCCUUGCGAGGCUGAAGCACAAUGUGCUGCUUUAGUGAAAGCUGGUAAAGUCUUUGCCACUGCUACAGAAGAUAUGGAUGCACUCACUUUUGGCUGCAAUGUGCUACUUCGACGUUUAACUCUCAGCGAAGCCAGAAAAUUACCUGUACAAGAGAUUCAUUUGGAUAAGGUUCUUACAGAUUUAGAGUUGAAUCAUGAUGAGUUUAUUGAUCUCUGUAUUAUGUUGGGUUGUGAUUACACUGGGAGUAUUAAAGGCGUUGGUCCAAAAAGGGCAAUAGAAUUGAUAAAAAAUUAUAGAUCUCUUGAUAAAAUUAUUGAAAAUAUAGAUACCAAAAAAUAUUCUGUACCAGAAAGUUGGAAUUACAAAGAGGCAAGACUAUUAUUUCAAGAACCUGAAGUAAUGAAUGCAGAAGAUAUCCAAUUAAAAUGGUCUGAACCAGAUGAAGAAGGUCUGGUCAAGUUUUUAUGUGGUGAUAAACAGUUUAGUGAGGAACGGGUCAGAAAUGGAGCUAAAAAACUUCACAAAGCUCGAAAUACUUCCACACAAGGCAGAUUGGAUUCAUUCUUCAAAGUUUUACCGACGACCCCGACACCGAAGCGAAAGAUAGAAGAAAAAAAGCUACCAGCUAAAAAGGCGAAAACAGCAGGUAAUAGUAAAUUCCGGGGAAAAGCAAAAUGAGAAUAAUACUAUAAACUUCACAAACAGGUACAAUGUUAAAAUUGCAUAUUUAUAUAUUUACAAGA
Molecule: messenger RNA, 1307 nt
Organism: Cataglyphis hispanica
Lineage: Eukaryota; Metazoa; Arthropoda; Insecta; Hymenoptera; Formicidae
Gene: Fen1
Product: flap endonuclease 1
Exons: 8
Coding region: 100-1242 (380 amino acids)
Cellular component (GO): nucleus
Molecular function (GO): DNA binding; manganese ion binding; RNA-DNA hybrid ribonuclease activity
Source: RefSeq, a predicted model, not a curated record